GAGAGCGAAACAUCGAUCAUAGUGGAUGCAUCCAAAUAUAUAAAAAAGCUUAAGCAGAAAGUCGAAAAAAUCAACAAUGAGACCACGUCUGAGCAAUAUUAUCCUACCGAUCCCAUGGUUACAGCGGAAACCCUAGAGAAGGGGUUCAUGAUAAAGGUAAUGUCAGGGAAGAAUGAAGCAGGCAUCUUGGUUUGUGUUCUUGAAGCUUUUGAGACACUUGGACUCGAAGUUGUUGAAGCUAGGGUUUCAUGUACGGAUUCCUUUAGCUUGCAUGCCAUUGGCUCAUCAGAUGAUGAUGAUGGAGUAAGCAUGGAUGCUGAAACAGUGAGGCAGGCAGUGGCAGAGGCAGUCAGGACCUGGAGUAAUAGCCACGGUUCAAAAGGGUGA
Messenger RNA from Thlaspi arvense, 387 nucleotides. Lineage: Eukaryota; Viridiplantae; Streptophyta; Magnoliopsida; Brassicales; Brassicaceae. The record is from the annotation of a GenBank genome assembly.